CCGAACAUACCGUUAACCAUUUCGUAGCGGAAGCGGGACCAAUAAAACCCUUGCCUCCGCCGAACUACGGUGCGGCGGUCCCGGGAUGGCGGCGCCGGCAGAACCCGGUGGAAUCGAGGGCUACCUCGGCCUCCGCGACGUGCGGGUCGAGCUGGACCUGGGUAAGGCCCGAGGCGGGGGAGAAGGAGGCGAGGGCGCGGGGGGAGGAUUCGCCGUCUGCUUCUGGCUCUACCUCUCCGGCUCCGCGAGGCCUUCCCCGGUUAUCCUUCACCAGAUAACUGCAGGAGAUGGCAAUAAGUUGCCAUUUCUUGCUUUAAGUGAAGGAAAUAAGCUGCUUCUCUUCCCAUUGCUGAGUUUGCACAAGCAAGCUCCUAGUUCCUCUAAUUCCUCUCCAUGGACUGACACGACCUAUAUAUCGGCUGUAAAUGAAUGCCCUCUUGAGCACUGGAUACACAUUGGAUGCGAGGUUACUGAAAAUGUUAUGCGCCUUCACAUUGAUGGCGAUCUAGUUGCCGAGGCUCAUCUUUGUUCACUAUCUAGCCAGCUAGACAAUCAAGAUGAUGCAUACCAAGUUUGCUUACUUGGAAACAAUGGCAAGGUCGACGGCUAUGUCUACAAUGUCCAAGUGCUAUCUAUGCUAGGAGCCAUACAGGAGCAAUACACAGAGAAUCCACCGUCUAAGCUAUCUAUUGACUACUCGUGCUGCGACGGAAUUGAGGAAGGCGAUGAUGGCAUUUGGUGCAUUGUCGGUGGGAAGGCUUCUUGUCGGAGGAACUUCAUGUUGGAAGUAGUACUAACGAACGCUUUUGGUGAACAUAUGAACAAGGAUACACAGAUUGUUGCUUCACUUGUCUAUGCUGACAAUGGAGCAUUAGUCGAGAAAUCAAGGGAUGAUGCAGAACCUCCCCUACUGAUUGCUUGCGAAGGACUUGAAUACCCAGCUGAAAGCAGGCCUCUUCCAAUUCUUCGUGGGCGUGCACUAUUUAAGCUCAAGAUAUCUCAGCUCUCUUCUAAAUGUGACAAUAAGCUGUUCCGCGUUUAUUUCUCAACACUUCACACACGCAAAUAUCCUUUUCUGGAGGCAUCUUCCAAGCCAAUUCGCUGUAUAUCCCGAGGCCGCCCCAGCCGUCCAUUGAGUGCUGCAAAGCGGACAAGUUCUGCAACAGUCGAUGAAAUUCAUUUGUUUAACAAUGGACAAGGUCUUGAUCGUGAUGGCAAAGCAAAUUCUUGCUCACUGUCUCAUGAUCAAAGUUCAGUGGCGUGUUUGCAUCCAUCCAAGUUUCUCAAGGUAGAAGGCGAUGGAACAGAGACUCACAAAAUGGUAUCCCAGUUAAUGGUUUGUUUGCAGAGUAAGCAGGCUAGAAAGAUGGUAGUGGAAGCACAAAGUGUCAGAACUGAAUCUACGAUGUCAGACUCCGACAGCAUUGAUGCGAGAAGUUCUUGGAGUGGAUCAGAUAAGGAUGAAGCUGAAACUCUUUCAGAUGCUAUGAUCUUCAGAUAUUGUCUAGAAGGAACGUAUGAGCGGUCAACAUUUCUUAAAAGUGCAGCUUCUUCCAUCAAUGUGGACGAUUUGAUCACACUUGCAAAUGAGGUCUCUUUGUAUAGUGGAUGCUCCCAUCACAGAAACCAAAUAUUAAUUUCAAAGCAAUUGCUUGAAGAGGGUGCUGUAACUUGGAGCAUAAUCUCAAAGAACAAGGAGCGUGCUCUUUGGUCAUCUGCAGUUCCUGAAAUCAUGUCAAAAUUUAUGGACAUCGCGCAUUCUACGAACAGAGGUUUGUCAGAACAGGAUCUGGAGGUUUUAAAAGGAAUUGCUGGCUGUGGGGCUGAUCUUGGAAGGAACGAAUUUGAUAGGCUAUGGUAUUGGCUAUACCCAGUGGCCGUUUCUCUGUCGAAAGAUAAAAUCAACAGCCUAUGGGGUUGCACUGCACCUGCGUGGAUAGAGGGAUUGAUUACAACAGAGGAAGCCGAGAAUGCGCUAAGAAGCUCCAGGGAACUGCUCAAGAAGCCGGGAACAUUCGUUCUCAGAUUCCCUACCACACGAAGCUGGCCACAUCCAGAUGCUGGAAGCCUCGUUGUCACCUAUGUUGGCUCCGAUAACUCAAUUCACCACAGACUUCUCUCCCUGGAUGUCAGCGAUGCUAGGGCUGGGAGUCUACAAGAUUUGCUGCUGCAGGAGCCUGAACUACUCCAGUUAGGCAGGGUUGAUCGCCUACCGACUGCCAUGAAAUAUUAAUGCAGUGUGCUAUAAGAGGCAAUGCAGCAAACUGAAGUUCAUCACAAGCCAGAGAAGAUGAAGAGUUCAUGGCAUGCUUCCCAAAGGCAGCCAUGGGAGUAGUUAGUCGAUUUUCUGAUAGGCUGUUGCCCUGUAUAAUUUUGUAAACCAAGCGAUUUACUUAGCAGAAAUAGAUGACCCUAGUGUACAAUUAGACAUUACGCUAGUCAAACCAGACGGUCCAGUUUGUUCAGUUCGUGUAUAUAAACUGAAAUUUUGGAAUGCAGAUUUUCCUUUUUGCAAGUAGUUUCUUGCACAUCCCA
Triticum urartu is the source of this 2535-nucleotide messenger RNA. RefSeq names its product SH2 domain-containing protein A. Gene Ontology annotation, molecular function: DNA-binding transcription factor activity. The record is from RefSeq and is a predicted model, not a curated record. Gene Ontology annotation, biological process: signal transduction; regulation of DNA-templated transcription. NCBI's taxonomy places the organism in Eukaryota, Viridiplantae, Streptophyta, Magnoliopsida, Poales, Poaceae.